AUGAACCAACGCCAUCAACCGGUUCCAGGAAAUGGUGCUACCAUGGCACUAUUGGCUAAUACAUUCAAGGAUACUAUGUGUGAAAUGAUGGUACAGAUGUCUCAAGAAAAUCGCGCUGUACUUGCUGAAAUGUUGAAAGCCCUUAAGCCUGAGGAAACUAGAUCAAUCCGCAUUUCCGACGUCUAUUUUCCAAGUUUUGAUCCUGACAAAGGUACCGACGUGAGGGAAUGGGUUGAUUUGAUAACCAGAACUCAAGCGGAGUACAAUCUAAAGGACCACGAAGUACGCCUAAAAGCUGCUGGUGUCUUAAAAGGAAGAGCACAAUCUUGGGCCGAUGAUUGUCUACUGCGGACGACCACAUGGUCUGAAAUGAGGGAAGACAUGCUACAAACAUUUGAGCCAGAAUCAAGAUAUUUUUCAGAUGUUUUGAAAUUCCGACGUUACUCCAUAAAUGAUGCUGAUAGCAUCCCCGAAUACAUAUCCAAUGUAUGGAAAAUGUUCAAAAAAAUCGUGAAGCCAAAUCCUACGGAACAGGAUGCUGUAGAAUUUGUGAUUGGAAGCAUCAAAGAAGACGACCUUCGAACAGAACUUCUUAAUGCUAAAUGUUUAUCUGUUCCAGAGCUUAUUGCCAUCGCUAAGACGAUGCGCAAACGUAAACUGCCAUCAACUCACGACCGCUUUCAAAACAAGAAAGUAAAAAGCGACGACAGCAGAUCAGAUCAAAGUAUAACUUGUUUCGUAUGUGGCAAACAAGGCCAUCGAGCAAGAUGGUGUAAUCAAAAUGCGAUAGCACGCACCCGUACUGAACAACACCAUCAGUCGAUUCCAUCAACGUCAGAUGCAAACAAGAACAGAGAGAAAAGGAGUAAGGAAUGCACUUACUGCUCUAUUCCUGGACACACUUAUGAAACUUGUUUUAAGCGACUCAACGCUGAAAAGAACAUCAAUUUCUGCCAAGUCCAAAACAAUGACAUGAAAAAUGGUGUUGUGGUUAAAAUUGGAAAUAAACAUUUUCAAGCAAUGUUUGAUAGCGGAGCGGACUGUUCACUUGUAAGGGAAUCAACAGCUCUUUCACUUCCUGGUUCAAGAACAAACAAAACAACAUACCUGAAGGGUAUCGGACCAGUCCCCGCUAUAUCCUUUAGUCAAGUAACAUCCGUCUGUUACAUAAAUGAUAUGCAUCUGGAACUCGACUUUCAUAUUGUCCUAGACCACGAGCUACCCGCGGAUAUUCUCAUUGGAAGAGACAUUUUGAAGAUACCGGGGCUGAAAGUUACAAUGUCACAUAGUGGCGUUACAAUGACGAGAGACGAACAACACAAAACAGCCGCUAAUAUAUGGCAGUUAUCUUCGAGUUCGAUAGAUACAGAUUUGAAGAAUAAAGAUGAAAUAGACAGAUUGAUGACUGUGCUUAGAAAAUAUGAAGAUUAUUUUAGAGAGGGUCACACACCUAUUGAAUUGCUAACUGGAAAAAGAGGUUGUGUUCCUCCUGAACUGCUCAACCUGAUUGAUGAACGCAAUGAGCGUAUAGACCCGGAGAUGUUGAAAAAAUCUGUGUUAGCAAGGAUGACCGAACAAGCUACGAAAGAUGAAGCUCGGUAUAACAGAGGUAAAGCCAAAGUGAACAGAUUCGAGAAGGGCGAAUACGUCUUGUUAAAAGAACCGCCACGUCUGGGUACCAAAUUAAGCCCAAAAUAUGAUGGACCUUUCGAAGUAAGAAAAGUUUUACCUCAUGAUAGGUAUGAGAUUCGAAAAAUCAAUGGUCGUGGUCGGGCAAGAAAAGUAUGCCAUGAACAACUAAGAAGCGCUCCUAAAUUCGGAGUACAAAAUGACGUGGCCAUAUCGGCGAUUAAUAAAGACGUCGAAGCAAGUUCAUCCAAAGAUGAGUAG
Danaus chrysippus (African queen) is the source of this 1890-nucleotide messenger RNA. The record is from the annotation of a GenBank genome assembly. NCBI's taxonomy places the organism in Eukaryota, Metazoa, Arthropoda, Insecta, Lepidoptera, Nymphalidae.